Messenger RNA from Anthonomus grandis grandis, 2693 nucleotides. Its product is annotated as protein O-mannosyl-transferase TMTC2-like. The record is from RefSeq and is a predicted model, not a curated record. Gene Ontology annotation, biological process: protein O-linked glycosylation via mannose. Gene Ontology annotation, cellular component: endoplasmic reticulum membrane. The transcript has 13 exons. Bases 66 to 2543 code for a protein of 825 amino acids. Gene Ontology annotation, molecular function: protein binding; mannosyltransferase activity. NCBI's taxonomy places the organism in Eukaryota, Metazoa, Arthropoda, Insecta, Coleoptera, Curculionidae.
UUUAUAAAAGGAGUAAUUUCGCCCAGUAAAAUUUGAGUUGGGUUUUUACAUUUUCCUUUUGGAAAAUGGGAUUUAUUAAGUGGAUCACUAAGUUUGAUUAUGGUGUGCUUAUUUCAUGUACCUUAGCAUUUCUAUUAUAUUUAAAUACUCUAAACUCUGAUUUUGUUUAUGAUGAUCGAAGAGCUAUACUCACGAACCCGGAUCUACUUCCAAGAACCCCUUGGACCCAACUACUAAAAAACGAUUUUUGGGGCACCCCACUCACCGAUAAUGGAUCACAUUGUUCUUAUAGACCUCUAACAGUACUUACAUUCAGAUUCAAUUAUUUAAUAGGAAGAUUUACUCCUUGGGGAUUUCAUUUAGUAAAUGUCAUAUUACAUUGCUUAGCAACAUAUGUUUUUAUGAAAGUUGCUAUGCAAGUAUUACCGAAAAAAAGGCGAAAAUUAGCAGCUACAGUUGCUGGUGUUCUAUUUGCUGUACAUCCGAUACAUACUGAAGCCGUUGCAAGUGUUGUUGGUAGAGCCGAUAUUCUAGCCGGCAACUUCUUUUUCCUCUCUACUCUUGCCUAUUGUUCACACGUGGACUAUAGAGAUAAAUGUUGUCCACCAACAAAGAGUCAUUUAACUCCACUAAAAAUUAAAUAUAAAAAGAUCGCCAAAAGUUUGCAAGCUAAUUUUACAAUUUGCAAGCAGUUUCAGAAUCUCACGACCAAAAGUUGCCACUUGGAGUACUCUAAAGGAACUUUAUUAUUAAAUUCACGUUGCUUACUAAGACAGUUAAAAAUGUGGUACUUUAUUAUAGUAACUAUAAUAUUGGCAAUAUGUGCCACUCUAAGCAAGGAGACUGGUGUUACUGUGUUUGGGGUUGGUUUUGCAUAUGAUUUUAUUUUCACAAAAAAGCAGAGUAAGAGACAAAAGACCAGCUUUGCUAUUCUCUCAACAGCUUUGCUCCUUAUACUAGUUAUACGCCUUCAAGUCAAAACACCCGAAUUUUCAACAGCCGAUAACCCAACUGCAAAAGAUCCUAGAUUGAUUACAAGAAUUAUGACAUUUGCUUACUUGCCAAUAAUAAAUUUUGGCAUGCUUUUACAUCCUAAUGACUUGAGCUUUGAUUGGGGUAUGGAUGCUAUACCAAAGUUGCAAAGCAUUAGGGAUCCAAGAGUAUUUUAUAUUCUUUGUUUUUAUGGGGUAUUGAUUUCAGUCUUGGGAAGAAGCAUACGAGUUGUAUUAUGUAAAAGUGAUGGGGUUAGGCAGGAACACGAAAAAAGUGUAAGUCUAGAAUCUACUGAGAACUACAUUAACUGCUACAAGAUAUCGGACACAAGUAGCGAGUGCCAUUCACGUAUAUGCUCAUGCUCUAAAAUAAGAAGAACUAAAACUUCCAUAGACGCUGUGCUAUUUUCCUUAUCUCUAAUGAUUUUUCCGUUCUUACCCGCUACAAAUCUAUUUUUCUAUGUUGGCUUCGUGGUGGCAGAACGGAUUUUAUACAUUCCGAGUGCCGGAUUUUGUCUACUAAUGGGUAUCGCGGGUGCUGAAAUGUGGAAAGGUGGAAAAUCAAAAGUUUUUGUUACCAUUGGGUUUUGUUUGGUUUUAAUCGGAUAUUGUACAAAAACCCUACUAAGGAAUCAUGAAUGGAAGUGCGAAGAAAGUUUGUUUAGAAGCGCGAUUCCUUUUAAUCCAGCCAAGGCGUAUGGAAAUCUUGGAAGCAUUCUAAGUACGAAUGGAAGAAUUGCAGAGGCUGAACAAGCAUAUCGUAAAGCUCUGGAAUAUCGACCCAAUAUGGCUGAUGUGCAUUAUAAUUUAGGGGUUCUUCUACAAAAGAAACAAAAACUUGAUGAAGCCAUUAAGAGUUAUCAAAGAGCCAUUCAUUUUAGGCCGUUACUGGCUUUAGCCUACGUCAACCUAGGAACAGCACUAAUAGCAUUACGCAGAUAUGGCGAAGCUGUAGUUGUGCUUGAAAGAGUAUCAACUCUAGAUGGUACUGGCCUAAGAGAUAAAAGAGAACACAAAUAUGCCAAAAUAUCUGCUUUACUGCAGAUGGGUGCCUUGUAUAGUAACCAGGGAUAUUUACAUAUGGCCCUUGCCGUUUACAGGAAGGCUGUAGCUGGCUUGCCCGAAUAUUAUCCACCCCAGAAACUCUAUACUAUUCUGGGGGAGACGCUAGCAGAAUUAAACCAAGACGAAGAAGCUGAAAAAUGGUACAGAGCGGCACUUUUCGCAGAACCUAACCAUGUUCCUGCCCAUAUAACGUACGGAAAACUGCUUUCAAAGAAUAUAAGCAGAUCUGUAGAAGCAGAACAGUGGUUUAGAGGAGCCCAAAGGCUAGCCCCAAACAAUCCUAAUGUUUAUUAUCAUUUUGGUGCCUUCUUGACUUCUGGUAAAAGACUUACGGAGGCAGCAACUAUGUAUGAACGAGCAGCAGAAUUAUCACCCACAGACUGUGAAUUGGCCGUGGCAGCGGCUAUUGCAGCUCAAAAAGCUGGAAAACAAAAACAGGCUGAAAGAUGGAAUCGAAAAUGCGUUGGGAUGAAAAGUAAAGGGUGAUCUGAUGUGUUGCUUGGAAGAAUAUAUUUUUUUUAUAAGAUCCUUAAAGAUCUGAGAUACAAUAAUUUUCGACCACUAGAAAAGAUAGAGCAGAUUUAUCGACCAAGUAAAGUAUAUUAAAAUUUAUAUACAUUUGAAGUAAAUAUUUAG